Molecule: messenger RNA, 1864 nt
Organism: Cuscuta epithymum
Lineage: Eukaryota; Viridiplantae; Streptophyta; Magnoliopsida; Solanales; Convolvulaceae
Source: the annotation of a GenBank genome assembly
UCUAAAGAGGAAAAUUAGAAAACCAAAAUGGGAAGGAGUUAGUUACACCUAACAAAUUUCCCGUGGGCCCACCUUAUAAUGGUUCAGUUACAGCGCGUAAAUGUGCAAUGUAUACUGUACCAGUACAGAGUACUAGAUUAACUUUCGCUGCUGAAGAAAUUUCGCUCUACCUAUAAACCACAUCAUCGUUCUCUCACCCUAAGGAAGUAAAGCCGUUGAAGUUGGGUGUUUGGUGAGCGCAUAGUUGACUACGUGGGAGAUACUUUUGAUCUCUUCAGCUUUCUUUAUCUUUUUCGCCUAGGACUGCAGAGUUUAAUAUCAUGGCAAGGAAGAAGAUCAGAGAGUAUGAUUCUAAGAGGCUUCUAAAGGAGCAUUUGAAACGUUUGUCUGGAAUCGACCUCCAGAUCUGCUCUGCUCAAGUAGUAGAAGCCACUGAUUUCUCUGAGUUAACCAACAAAGAACCAUGGAUUUCAUCCACAAAAUUGGUUGUAAAACCAGAUAUGUUGUUUGGGAAGCGUGGAAAGAGCGGUUUGGUGGCGUUGAAAUUGGAUCUAGCAGAAGUUGCCGAGUUUGUUAAAGAACGGCUUGGUGUGGAGGUUGAGAUCAGUGGCUGCAAGGCGCCUAUUACAACCUUCAUUGUUGAACCAUUUGUUCCCCAUGAAGAGGAAUAUUAUCUUUCAAUAGUCUCUGAAAGACUAGGGUGUACAAUUAGCUUCUCAGAAUGUGGAGGCAUUGAAAUUGAAGAAAACUGGGAUAAGGUCAAGACAAUAUUCCUUCCAACUGAAAAGCCUAUGACUUUGGAGGCAUGUGCUCCACUGAUUGCCACACUUCCUUUGGAGGUAAGGGGAAAAAUUGGCAACUUUAUAAUGGGUGUGUUUGCUGUAUUUCAAGACCUGGACUUCAGUUUUCUUGAGAUGAACCCAUUUGCGCUUGUUAAUGGUGAACCAUAUCCCCUGGAUAUGAGAGGAGAAUUAGAUGACACAGCCGCCUUUAAAAACUUUAAGAAGUGGGGUAAUAUUGAGUUCCCUCUACCUUUUGGGAGAGUUUUGAGCCCAACAGAAAGGUUUAUUCAUUCAUUGGAUGAAAAAACCAGUGCGUCUCUGAAGUUUACUGUUUUGAACCCCAAAGGACGGAUCUGGACAAUGGUAGCUGGUGGUGGAGCAAGUGUAAUAUAUGCUGAUACAGUUGGAGAUUUAGGCUAUGCAUCUGAGCUUGGUAAUUACGCAGAAUAUAGUGGAGCUCCAAAUGAAGAGGAAGUUUUACAAUAUGCUCGUGUAGUUCUUGAUUGUGCCACAACUGAUCCAGAUGGCUGUAAGAGAGCUCUCAUUAUUGGAGGGGGCAUUGCUAAUUUUACAGAUGUUGCCUCUACAUUCAAUGGAAUUAUCCGAGCUCUAAGGGAGAAGGAAUCCAAGUUAAAAGCUGCUAGAAUGCACAUUUAUGUUCGGAGAGGUGGGCCUAAUUAUCAAACAGGUUUGGCAAAAAUGCGUGCAUUGGGAGAGGAGUUGGGAGUUCCUCUAGAGGUUUAUGGACCCGAGGCUACAAUGACUGGCAUUUGCAAACGAGCAAUUGAUUGUGUUAUAUCCACAGCAUAGAUUUCAAAGUCUCUUUCCUUUUUGUUUUUUAGGCUUCUUUAUUUUCCGUGCUUUAUUCCUUCCAAAUCAAAACUGAAAGUGCAUUUUCUGAAUUCAUGAAACUUUUGCAAUAACAGAGAAGUUUGAAAAGAAUUGUUUGUCGGCAUUCGAAGGAUAAUCAUAUGUAAUAAUGCAAAUGACCUAUUUGCAACAUUAUCAUAAGUAAGAGCAGGAAAAAUAUGCUCCCAUUCUCAUUAUAUUUACAUUUUACUGCAUAAGUUUCAUAUGCAUAA